CUGGUUGAUUGUAAACACAGGGAGACCCACCUUAGUCUUCUCAUUUAUUAUUUAGUGUUUCUCUCCUUCAUUUUUUAACAGUUACACCUCAUUUUUCCAGUGAAAACUCGAGAAACGUGAAUGAAUAUAUACGAGUAGAGUGGACAGACCGAGUAUCACAUCCAUUCCUGUAAUUCGGGAGGAAAAGAAUACAUAAUUUGUGUGGCCUUAGGUUUAGCUUCACAAUGGCAUGUGGAGGAUGGGAAGGAGGUGUUGAUCCAGGCCAGCUUGAGGCACGUCUGAGGGCGGGAAUUGAAGCGGACAGACGCUACGCAGCGGAAAAUUCUGCCAAAAUCCGUGCCAUCCACUCAGCUCCUACCUAUGAUGAGUUUAGACAGCUUGUGUUGGGGACCCACUUGAAGCCACUUGAUCGAAAUGACAAGAAUAAGGUUCGUCCGUCCAUUUGGAACUCCAUAGCAUCAUCGGCAACGAAGAAGUGUAGCAAACUAACACCCCAUGAUACAGAAAAUUCUGUAUAUCCUACUGAUGUUCAGUAUGAUGUAAACAAUCCACCCAGUACAACUGAGGGCCUUGUCCAGCUGUGGGAGAGACUGGAUCUUGCAGAGAGAUUGGAACUGCUAAGGAACCUCACAGCACAGUCUACAGAGAGGUUGGCUGGAGGCUUGGUGGCUGGGGGUCUUUUGGGAGACGCAAUCACCACUCUGCUUGCAUUCACACCAACUGUCAGUGAUGUCGUUAUGGUGGUCAAUAUGCUACAGGCUCUAACACUGGCUAAAAGGUUCACCCUGAGUGUAACCUUAGUGUGUGGAGAGGAGCG
This is a messenger RNA of Penaeus monodon (black tiger shrimp), 817 nucleotides long. Its product is annotated as coiled-coil domain-containing protein 103-like. Gene Ontology annotation, cellular component: outer dynein arm. The record is from RefSeq and is a predicted model, not a curated record. Lineage: Eukaryota; Metazoa; Arthropoda; Malacostraca; Decapoda; Penaeidae. Gene Ontology annotation, biological process: inner dynein arm assembly; epithelial cilium movement involved in extracellular fluid movement; determination of left/right symmetry.